Pocillopora verrucosa is the source of this 7016-nucleotide messenger RNA. The record is from RefSeq and is a predicted model, not a curated record. Lineage: Eukaryota; Metazoa; Cnidaria; Anthozoa; Scleractinia; Pocilloporidae.
ACAAAAUGGCUGCCUAUGGCAGUUAUCUGCGGAAGUAAAAAUCUGCGGACGCAAGUGUUGAACUUUUGAUAAUUUAGGAAAGAAAAGUAAAACUCAGAAAAAAAAAAUAAGUAUAAGCUGAGAACUCACAAAAUGGCAGAUAGUGAAGAUGAAGAAGCGCCUCCAGAGAGGGAUGUUAAGGAUUUUAGCUUCAAACAAAUGAGGAAAAUAAGAAUGUUUGAGUCACCAACAACUUUACCCACUGUUCGCUCAAGCUCGCUGGCUGUUUCCACCAAGUAUGGGUUGACAUUUGUUGGCUGCCCUACAGGAACAAGAGUGAUAAAAACUGAAACCAUUGAAAGAAUUAAUGAAUCUGAUGAAGGAAGCAUGCAGAAUGUUGUGGCAACUUGCCCUUCAACCUUCAAAGAAAUUGGUCAUUCUGUACAGUUUGUGGGUCUUAGCAGUGAUGAUUUGACUCUGUCUGUCUGCUAUGUGAAUGGAAAUCAAACUCUCUUGAAUCUCUAUGAUGUUCCAACCCUUGGAAGUUCUAACACAUCAAAUGCCAAGUUUGGUGACACAAUUCUUACAAGUGAUGCAGGAGUAAGUGUCGCAAACCUUCUCUGGAACCCUGGUUUUCCUGGUAUCUUUGCCAUUUGUUUUAGUUCUGGAGCUGUGUCAAUAAUGGAGCUUACUGAAACUGAAAUCAAAACACUGGCUUCUCUUCCAGGAAGUGUAAAUGCCAAUGCAAUUUGUUGGAGUCCAAAAGGAAAACAGCUUGUUGUUGGACACAGAGAUGGCAGUUUAACACAGUAUUCACAGGCUUUGGAAGUUAAAAAGGAAAUAGAAUGCCCUGAAAUUUUUAUUGACGAUCCUCACUCAGUGACAGAUGUGCUGUGGAUUACUGCAACAUUGUUUGCUGUUGUUUACUCCAGCUUUGAGGAAGGGGAUGCUCCACAGUUUCUGCUUAUUUCCACUCCUAGAGAUGAACCAAAGAAAAUAAUAAACUUUGAUGAUAUCUACUAUGUGAUGAGCGAGGAACGGCAACCCAUGUUUUACUUAAAACUCAUCACUGAAUGGAAUAUUUUGAUUUCAGCAUGUUCCAAUGGGUUUGAAGCUGCUGUACUUGGGAAGUAUGGAGGAGAGGCUUCUACUCCUUGGGAAAAGUGGAAUGUUGAAGAAAAUGGUCGUGCAGAAAUGCCUUUGACUAACAACAAUGAUGAAACAUUUCCUAUGGGAUUGGCAUUUGACUUUAGAUCAACCAAGCCCAUUUUAGAAGGAGAAAAAAAGCUUCCCCCGGCCCCAAUGAUGAUGCUUCUAUCAACAGAUGGUGUCCUGUGCCCAUAUUACGUUGUUAAUCAAACCCCUAAUGUAGAUCAAGGUAUAAUUAGAGUUCCAGAACCUUUACCACUCGGAGGACAAAGAAAGGCAAUAGCAUCAAAAGCAGGUUCUGUUCCUAAAGGGAAUGUUUUGCCAACCUUUGGUACUGCUAGAGACCUCCCUACUGGUGUUUUCUCACAGACCACAACAUCUGGCUAUUUCUCUCCAGGUGGUACCUCUUCAUUUGCAAGCUCCAAGCAAACCACUACUUUGGCAUCUGGAACUCCCUUGUCAGGCAAAUCAGGGAACUUUCCAAGUGGUACCUUUUCAUUUGCAGGCCCCAAAGAAAGCACUUCUUUGACAUCUGGAACUUCCUUGUCAGGCAAAUCAGGGAACCUUCCAACUGGUACCUCUUUAUUUGCAAGCUCCAAGCAAACCACUCCUUUGGCAUCUGGAACUCCCUUGUCAGGCAAAUCAGGGAACCUUCCAAGUGGUACCUUUUCAUUUGCAGGCCCCAAAGAAAGCACUCCUUUGACAUCUGGAAGUUCCUUGUCAAGCAAAUCAGGAAACUUUCCAAGUGGUACCUUUUCAUUUGCUGGCCCUAAAGAAACCACUUCUUUGACAUCUGGAACUUCCUUGUCAGGCAAAUCAGGGAACCUUCCAACUGGUACCUCUUCAUUUGCAAGCUCCAAGCAAAUCACUCCUUUGGCACCUGGAACACCCUUGUCAGGCAAAUCAGUCGACCCUCCAAGUGGUACCUUUCCAUUUGCAGGCCCUGAAGAAACCACUCCUUUGACAUCUAGAACUCCCUUGUCAAGCAAAUCAGGGAACCUUCCAACUGAUACCUUUUCAUUUGCAAGCCCUAAAGAAACCACUCCUUUGAUAUCUGGAACUUCAGGGAAUCUUCAGUCUGGUACCUUUUCAUUACCAGGCUCAAUGCUAACUGUUCCUUCGACAGCUGGAACUUCUUCCUCAGGUACAUCUGGGAACCCUACAGCCAGUGUAUUUUCAUUUUCAAGUGAUAAGCAGUCAGGGCCAAUACCCUUUAAACCUACUGCACAAGUGCAAGCCACAGAAUCAGGGAAGCCCUCAAGAAGUAGGCCUCCUCUUGUGAAACCCACUCCUAUCACUCAAUUGCAGCCAGAUAGUCAAGUAAAGACAUCUUUUCAACCAGCACCAACUACUGCUGCAACCUCCAUAAAGGCACCCUCUCAACCUCAGGUUGCAGGACUAAGCUUGCCAUCAACACCGAAGCUAACAUCUGCUAAACAACCAGCUGGGCAUGUAACAAAGGAAGAUCAGCCCAGUCCUUUUACUUCAAGACAAGUGCAGAGGAUCGAGGGAAGCUUAAGUUUUACUGCAAAUUCUCCUUCACAGAGCUUAAAAUUACUUGGGCAAUCAAAUGCCAGAGAAAGUGCAAAACAGGAACGCACCAAAAAGGUUGCUCCAGUUGCAAAAGAAAAAACAAUGGAAGCAUCUGUGUCAGAGACUAUCCAUGAAACAAUUAGCCUCUUUAACGAAGAAAUGGCAAAAUUGGGAAGUAGUGUAAAGAGCAUGCAAAGGAAGUGUCGUCUUACUGACGAUGAUAAGGAGCUGGCUUCAUUCAGGAGGGCAACCGAUGAAGUUGGUCGAAAUCUCAAAGACAUCAAAUUGGCCACAAAGGAUCAACAAAAUGACAUUGACGAGGAGAAAAGAAAACUAUUUGAAGCAUUUGAAAUGCUUGAAGAUAUCAGGAUUAGACAGGAUAAGAAGAGCGAUGCAAGGUAUAUUCAAUUGCUUAAGUCAAGAGCUCUGGAUCCUUUGAAUACGAAGAAGAUGAAAGAAAUCAGAAAGCUUCAUCUCUAUCUUGAUAAAACACUCAGAGACGUUAUCAUGGUUCUUGACGAACAGUGGAACAAAGAGAAUGAACAGAAAAGGUCUAUCCAACGUCCUGCGCUAGCCGAAGUUUACCAGACACUGAGGAUGCACCAAAAGAUAGCACAAGAUCAGGGGGUCAAGUUGGACAAAAUUGUACAAGGAAUGAAAAAUCGCAACCUGGUGUCAACCUCUUGGCAAAGAAAUCCGAUGACUACAACACCUUUAAGAGAUGACGUUUCCUCUUUAAGUGACCCCUUUUCUGUUUCGAAACUGGGAUUAAAAUCACCUACAAAACCCGUCUCAGCUCCAAUAUCCCCUGAAAAACGAGCCAAGCUUAGAAACAUGUUUCAGAAACGGAGAACUACCCCAGUGAGAAAAAGCAUGCCUGUUCCUCUUACGGUUAACAAGACACCCUUAGUGAAGCCGGCUAAGCCUGAAGAGUCAUUCUUUUCUUCGACUCCUGCUCUAGAGCGAGGAGAAAUGGCAGAACGAUCCAAAGGUAGCUUUGAGCCCCUUGAUGAGGCUGAAAGGCAAAGUGAAGAAAGCCUUUCCGAGGAAGAGUCCCAGGAUGACGACACCAGUGAGGAACAAGAGCUUAAUCCGUGUAGCGAAGUCCAAGAAACCCGUUCACGUGCGCCUGAUUCGCAACCUGUACAAUCUACAGUUAAAGACACUUCAAAGAGCGGUUUCAGUUUGGGGAAUUCACAAGGAACGGCUGAAUUAAAGGAGCCAGCGACUCAAACAGCGAGAGGAUCAGCUGAUAUCAACAAUUUGCAACAAGUCAGGGACAGUCCGAAGGCUGUUGCAGGUGGAGCAUUUUCUGCAGUUGAUAAGUCCAGUGAUGAAGGCAUUAAGACGUCAGAAUCACAGGCACCUCAAGCUGAAUCAGUCCAACCAGCAACUGGUUUUAAACUUCCUCCAAUGAAGGAAGAGUCCUCGCCUGCACCAGUGGUUCAGCCGAAAGGUGACUUUAAGCCCAAUGUUAAGGUUAUAAGCACAGAAACACCUCCGCACGUUGCUGCAGCUAUGGCUGCAAUGAGUAGAGCCAGUGCAACCCAAGGAACAGUUCAGUCAAGUAGCAACCUUGAUCCUUCAGCGAGCAUCGAACCAGUAACUCUGGUGACUUACAAACCACAGUCCCAAGGAAGUGCACCAACUAAGGACUAUGAUGCAGGCAACACUGCUGCGAAAGCAAUUGCCGACGCAGCAUUGAUGGCCGCUACAGCAGAGGCCCAGAAGUCUUCCACAAAGCCUCAGUAUAGCACAGAAUUUGUCUUCAAAUCCCCUGACAGUAGCAAGCCUGGCCCUCCAGUUGUCACUUUUAAGCCACCUGCCUCUCCGCCAAAAAUAAAUGAGAGUGGUACCAAGUUUUCUGCUGCUCCCAAUGUCACUGUGAAUCCAAAUAGUGUAGUUAAACCUACAUUUGCACCACCAUUGCCGACAUCGUCCACGACGUCCAGAACUAGUGGGCUGCGGCAGCCUUUGUCAGGAACUCAGGCUAUAGGCGGGUUCAGCUUUGCUCCACCGGCUGGAAGUUUAUUCAACUUGGGAACUUCGUCUGGGACUGCCGUUCCUGCAUUCAGUGCAUUUAGUUUCAGUAGUAAAGCGAAAGACACAGCAGAUUCCAAAGCUUCUAGUCUUACCGCUGCGGCAAGCGUUGAGUCACCUAAACCAGCAACUACUUCCUCGACACCAGCCGUGGGUAUCACUCCUAGCGCAGGAGUGAGUAGGAAUUUAUUUGCAGCAGGAAAUGCAGGUGAGCAAGCAAUACCAACGAGAGGCGAACAAGAAUUGAAGCAAGAAACUAGAAAGGAUGAAGCGAAGACCACCACAGCUUCAUCUGUCUUCACUUCCAGAGAAUUCGUAACUACGGGCACAGCAGCAGGGUCCUCGAAUUCCGCUACAGCCACAUUUGGUGGAGGGUUUUCUUCAUCUGGCAGUGUAAGUGGUCUAUUUGGUUCUGCUGGUACAGGCAGUGGUUCCACAAGCAUCAUGAGCAACUUGUUGCGAACGUCUGCCAUAGGAGGUAUUUCAGCAUCUGGUGAUGCAGCACCUACGGUCAGCUCACUUCCCGAGGAGGUCCCUCUGCCUUUUAAAGGGACUCCAUCUGAGAACAAAGAUACCAGUGCUGCAGCCAUAACUACAACAUCCACCAGUGCAUUUGCAAGUCCAUUUGCUCAGGCCCUUUCAGGAAGUAUGAAGUCGAGUUCGCCGUCUUUCACAAGUAUAGGGAGUACAUCACUACUCACUGGAAGUGCUUUUGGAGCUUCAACUAUGACCGCUACGGCUGCCACGUCUGCUACGCCUGCAUCCGGAGGUGAAUUUGGCUUUUCUCUUGGUGGCGCUAAAAGUGCCAUAACAGCUGCGCCAUCUGUCACCUCAGCAGGGAGUAGUGCAUUUAGUUUCACAGCUGGUUCUGCAUCAUCUGCCUUUUCUGUGACAAGUAGUACGAGUCCUUUCUUCCCCAGUAUCACUUCAGCUUCCAAAAGCACCUCUUCACCAUUAGUAAGUUCUUCAUUAACCACUUUUACAACACCGAAGUCAACAGACGUGGUUGCAAGUUCAUCUCCAGGUUCUUCAACCUCAAUUGCUACUACAAGUGGUCUGUUUGGAAAAAUCACAAGCACCACAAGUGCUUUCGGUGCAGUUCUAUCGACAGGCAGUAACAUUUCUGGCUCUCAAGGCGCUACUUCAACUACCACUGCCUCUGGAAACGUCUUCGGAGGAUUCACAUCAACUUCCUUCUCUCCCACUCCAGUGUUUGGAGCUUCAAGAGGCCUCACCUUCGCAAGCACUCCUCCAGCUUUCGGCGUCCCUGUCAGCAGCCAAGGUUCCACAUUUGGUUCCACACCAGGAUUUGGAUCGCAAAGCUCAGCGACCGGCACAGGGUCGGGGACAGGAUUUGGGGUAUCUUCCACUGGGCAGUCACCUUUUGCUUCUACCACAAGUAGUGGGUUUGGCACUGCCUCCAAGCCAAAUGAAAAUACUCUAGGAUUUGGAUUUGGUGGCUUUGGUUUAGGUGGACAAGCAAGCCCACAGACUAGCAAGACGAACCCUUUUGGCGUCACGCAAGGAUUACAGGCUCCCACGUCUACACAGUCUUCAUUGUUUGGUGGGAAGUCAGGAGCUGAUAUUUUUAAGGCGAGUGAUACAUCAAAGCCAACGUUCGGCGGUGGUCCAUUUUCUUCAUCUGUGUUUGGUUCCCAGUCCACUGGUGGUUUUUCAGGAGGCUCCUUCAGUGCUCCAGGUACUGGAGUAGGUGCCGGUGGUUUUGGCUUUGGUGCUGCAUCGCCAUCAGCUUCCUCAGGGUUCGGUACACCCCAACCCUUUGGCUCACCUGCUGCCAGUGGGUCUGUGUUUGGUGGUGCUCCUGCGUUUGGUGGUGCUCCUGCGUUAGGAGGUGCUCCUGCGUUAGGAGGUGCUCCUGCGUUUGGUGGUACUCCUGCGUUAGGAGGUACUUCAGCGUUUGGUGGAUCCCCUCAAGGAGGUGUGGGGGCUAGUCCUACGGGAGGGAUCUUUGGAAGUGUCAAUUCUGGUGGAUUUGGACAAUCUCAAGGCAGCCCCACCUUUGGGGCUUUGGCCGGGCAGUCUAACGUUCCUUCAUUUGGAGCUGUGGCUGGUAUGCCUGCCACUCAAGGGUUUGGUGGAAUGCAACAGCCGCAACAAACAUCUCCUGCUUUUGGCUCGUUCGGUGGCGGCUCACAGAGUCCCGGCGGUGCGUCGUUCUCACAGUGGAGGUGACGCUUAGCUGUCCUUUGAAUGACAGUUUCCAGUGGAUAGUUAAAACAAUUCUAGUAUUUGCAGCGUCGUUUCACAGCUGCUCAACAUAAGGCAGGGUCUAUUAAAAAGUUGUUGGUUAUUGA